Molecule: messenger RNA, 909 nt
Organism: Encephalitozoon intestinalis ATCC 50506
Lineage: Eukaryota; Fungi; Microsporidia; Unikaryonidae
Exons: 1
Coding region: 1-909 (302 amino acids)
Source: RefSeq, a predicted model, not a curated record
AUGAAAAAGAAACUCUACAUCGGAGAGAUUCUGUCUCUCUUGGGGGCUCUCCAGCUAUAUUUAUCCUCAGACCAUCUGGAGGCCCAUUUUAUGGUGAUACUUACCAUAGAAAAUUUUCUGUCGUCUCUCAUUGUUUUAAUGAUGUCCGUUCCGUUUGCAAUUAAAAACACCACUUUCAAAGAAGCCGUCCAAAUACAACCAGAAUAUCUUCCGCUCGGACUAUUUGCAUUUGGAGAGUAUUCUUCUUGGUAUCGAGGCGCAGGAAUGACGUCUUUGAAAACAGCAAUGGCUGCAAGGGGCCUAUGCUAUCCAUUAUCUGUGCUGCUUAUGUUCAUGCUGUCAAGAACAGCUAAGGAGAAUAUCUUAAGGAAUUUCAGUUUUGUUCUGGUAGUUCUAAUGAAUGUGUAUAAAUCUGUUCAAUAUAGCAAUGACGGAUUCUUCGACGUUCUCUUUGGAAUCAUUUACCUGUCACUUUAUGUAAUCUUUAGUGUUUCUUCAGACUUCAUGACGGUUUGUAUGACAAAUCGAAGCGGACUACCAAAGUUUCUCCUGGCAAGCUCAUUUUACAUCUGGAUAUAUUCGUUUAUUAUAUUGGUCGACUCUGGAUUGAGAUACAAUGAUAUCCAUGUGUUUAUAGAAAAAAACACCUCCAAAUCAAUUCUUCUUUUGAUCACCUCUCUUCUACUCAGGGUCUUGAGCGCAUACUAUAUACAGAGGUUUGGGAUAGUUGCAUAUAAUACAACCAAGAUAUCAAACUAUAUCUAUUUUAUCAUCUUAAGGAGCUUUACGGGACUCGAGCGGAUUUGGAGGGCCGAAGAUACGCUAUUCCACCUAAGUAUCUACUUUCUAAUUCUCUUCUUUAUUAAGUUUGAAGAGUCCCAAGAAGGAAGAUUGGGGCUUGGAUUGUAG